GUGAAGCAGAGCUUGGCCUCACACGCUCCUGGAGGACCCCCUCCUGGGACAGAGUUCCUUCCCCUCUCCUUUCUCAGGAUCCCCUCCUGCCCUCCCUCCCUGCCCACCACAAUGCAUGCUUGAGUGGCAGCGUCUGGACUCCGGGGAGCCCCAGAGAGCCGAAGCCAGCCAGAGGGAGAGGACUGGAGCCAAGACACUGCUGGGGGAGCUCGGAUGCCUGGCUUUCUUUGAGGACAUCUUUGGAGCGAGGGUGGCUUUGGGGUGGGGGAUCGUGCUGCAGGGAAUCCAGCCAGGCCCCAAGAUGGACACUUCUGGGCACUUCCAUGACUCUGGGGUGGGGGACCUGGAUGAAGACCCCAAGUGCCCCUGUCCAUCCUCUGGGGAUGAGCAGCAGCAACAGCCGCAGCAACAGCAACCGCCACCACCGCCAGCGCCCCCAGCAGCCCCCCAGCAGCCCCCAGGACCCCCGCUGCAGCCUCAGCCUCCACAGCUCCAGCAGCCACCGCAGUCACCGCAUCCCCUGUCUCAGCUCGCCCAACUCCAGAGCCAGCUUGUCCACCCCGGCUUGCUACACUCCUCUCCCACCGCGUUCAGGGGCCCCCCUUCGGCCAACUCCACCGCCAUCCUCCACCCUUCCUCCAGGCAAGGCAGCCAGCUCAAUCUCAAUGACCACUUGCUUGGCCACUCUCCAAGUUCCACAGCCACAAGUGGGCCUGGUGGAGGCAGCCGGCACCGGCAGGCCAGCCCCCUGGUGCACCGGCGGGACAGCAACCCCUUCACGGAGAUCGCCAUGAGCUCGUGCAAGUACAGCGGUGGGGUCAUGAAGCCCCUCAGCCGCCUCAGCGCCUCUCGGAGGAACCUCAUCGAGGCUGAGCCUGAGGGCCAACCCCUCCAGCUCUUCAGUCCCAGCAACCCCCCGGAGAUCGUCAUCUCCUCCAGGGAGGACAACCAUGCCCACCAGACCUUGCUCCAUCACCCCAAUGCCACCCACAACCACCAGCAUGCCGGCACCACUGCCAGCAGCACCACCUUCCCCAAAGCCAACAAGCGGAAAAACCAAAACAUUGGCUAUAAGCUGGGACACAGGAGGGCCCUGUUUGAAAAGAGAAAGCGGCUCAGUGACUAUGCUCUGAUUUUUGGGAUGUUUGGAAUUGUUGUUAUGGUGAUAGAGACCGAGCUGUCUUGGGGUUUGUACUCAAAGGAUUCCAUGUUUUCGUUGGCCCUGAAAUGCCUUAUCAGUCUAUCCACCAUCAUCCUGCUGGGUUUGAUUAUCGCCUAUCACACACGUGAAGUCCAGCUCUUCGUGAUCGACAACGGCGCGGACGACUGGCGGAUAGCCAUGACCUACGAGCGCAUCCUCUACAUCAGCCUGGAGAUGCUGGUGUGCGCCAUCCACCCCAUUCCCGGCGAGUACAAGUUCUUCUGGACUGCGCGCCUGGCCUUUUCCUACGCGCCAUCGCGCGCGGAGGCCGACGUAGACAUCAUCCUGUCCAUUCCCAUGUUCCUGCGCCUGUAUCUGAUCGCGCGGGUCAUGCUGCUGCACAGCAAGCUCUUCACCGAUGCCUCUUCGCGAAGCAUUGGGGCGCUCAACAAGAUCAACUUCAAUACCCGCUUCGUCAUGAAGACACUCAUGACCAUCUGCCCCGGCACCGUGCUGCUGGUGUUCAGCAUCUCGCUGUGGAUCAUCGCCGCCUGGACCGUGCGUGUGUGUGAGAGGUAUCACGACCAGCAGGACGUCACCAGUAACUUUCUGGGUGCCAUGUGGCUCAUCUCCAUCACAUUCCUUUCCAUUGGUUACGGGGAUAUGGUGCCCCACACAUACUGUGGGAAAGGUGUCUGCCUUCUCACUGGCAUCAUGGGUGCAGGUUGCACUGCCCUUGUGGUGGCUGUGGUGGCUCGAAAGCUGGAACUCACGAAAGCAGAGAAGCAUGUUCACAACUUUAUGAUGGACACUCAGCUCACCAAACGGAUCAAGAAUGCUGCAGCCAAUGUCCUUCGGGAAACAUGGCUAAUCUAUAAACACACAAAGCUGCUAAAGAAGAUUGACCAUGCCAAAGUCAGGAAGCACCAGAGGAAGUUCCUCCAAGCUAUCCACCAACUGAGGAGCGUGAAGAUGGAACAGAGGAAACUGAGCGACCAGGCCAACACUCUGGUGGACCUUUCCAAGAUGCAGAACGUCAUGUAUGACCUAAUCACAGAACUCAAUGAUCGCAGCGAGGACCUGGAGAAACAGAUUGGCAGCCUAGAGUCCAAGCUGGAGCACCUCACGGCCAGCUUCAAUUCCCUGCCCCUGCUCAUCGCAGACACCCUCCGCCAGCAGCAGCAGCAGCUCCUGACUGCCAUCCUGGAGGCCCGAGGUGUGAGCGUGGCGGUGGGGACCACCCACGCCCCUGUCUCCGACAGCCCGAUCGGGGUCAGCUCCACCUCCUUUCCGACCCCGUACACAAGUUCAAGCAGUUGCUAAAUAAAACUCCCCACUCCAGAAGCGUUACCCAUAGGUCUUAAGAUGCAAAUCAACUCUCUCCUGGUCGCUUUGCCACCGUGGAACUCUCAGACCAGGGACUGGAGAGAAGCAAGACCCAGCGAAUUAGCUAACUCACGUUCAUUUGGCGUGCUUGGUUCGAGAUGCCUUGAAACCAGAAAUCUAAUCUCUGUUUAGGUGCCUCUACUUGGGAGCGGGAAGAGGACAUGACAGGAAGCGACGCCUCUGGCAGGGCCCUUGCUGCACAGUUGGUGGAGAACAGAAAUCCACGCUCAAUCUCAGGUCUUCACAUGGGGGUGGGGAGGGGAUGUACUGAGGCAGCCAGCUGUGGGGCCAGCCUGGAAGAGGGGCCGCUGGGAGAGGGUGGGGUCAGGCUGGGGCACCUCAGCACACCUUUCUCUUUUCUUGUUGUCUAAGGAAGCCUCUGGGUGACAAAAAUAAGAGAGCUGCCCACAACUUGCCAAAACAGACAUAUCCAAUUUAGACUGAAAAAAAGCCAGAUUUCCCAUCCUCUGUUAAUACCCACAUAAACCUGUGUGUUUGCAAGUGCAUACAAGCACAUACACAUGCACAUCCCACGUUCAGUCCAGGUCCUUUCUUGUUUGAGCGUAACCCAAAUACAAUGGGACCUGGUGCCUUUCCUUGCACACAGUAGGCAGCCUCUACCGUGGGUCCGGUUGGCUUGAAUCUGAAUGUGGGAUGCGUUCGGUUCAGGUAGUUAGCUAGUAACAGCCACCUUCUGAGCUUCACCGAAGAGGCAGGUCCCUUCCAACACAGUGCAGGUUGCUUUGCCCUGGAUAUGCACUGUGUGUGAUUUGAAGUGGAUGCUGAGCGAAAAUUGUUGGCAUUCUGGAGGGAUAGGCAGGCUUCUAAAAAUAACAGCUCUUGCAGAUUUUUCUUGUUACACCCAAACAAGCUGUGUUUUGAUGGACCACAUGCCCAGGUAUAUAUAUUUGAGGGAAGGGGACAGAAGCGUGCACGAACAGGAGCGACCCAAUAACACGGCCGGGAAUAGGGGUGUUGUCUGGGGUUUGCUGAGCUGUAUUCACCCAAUGACAGGUUUUGGGCCCCAGAUAUUAGGAGUGCAAGAUGGCCAAGUGCUCACCGGCGAGCUGCUGAGCUGGGAGAAGGAUAGAGUGGCCUGUGUAGUCCCUUCUGCCUGAUCUGAAGUCACCUCAAAGGGAAAUCUCGUGAGAGCACAGAGGGCCCCAAAGGGAACCUUGUGGGUAGGAUAAGAAGAAAGAGAUCCACAGCCUGUUCCUACUAUGCCAUGUUAAUCUUGGUGCAAAAAUUAUUCCCAUAUGUCUCAAACUCCAGGAGACUCCAAAAACAUCAAGACAGAGCAUAGUGACAGGCACUGAAAAUCUUUCUCAUUGCUCUAUAAUCUGACCACGCAUUGCAUUUGUGAUGCAAAGCCCAUCAUGUUAGCCAUCACUGUUCACAUUCUGAGGUCUUUGACCUCUGUUUCUGGAAAGUCCAUGAUACUGUGUGGAAUAUUUCAUCUGUUUAGGGUAAUCCAAAAGGGUGUUUUUGGCCUCAGGUUGUCAUCCUGGACUUAGCUUUGUAACAAAACGUCACGGACAUUCUCAAGGUGGUGCCUCGCUGUGCAGGCUUCUCCUCUGCAGCACCGGGUCUGGUCUUCUAGGGAUGAGGGUAUCACUGGCCUGCAAAGUAGACAACCACUACCUAGAAUGAAGGCCUCCCUUUCAGGACGACCUGGUCCCUUGCUAACCUCUUCCUUGUGUCUUGCUAUUGCUUUUGUUUUGUGUUGUGUUUUGUUUGCUUGUUUGGCAGUGCUGGGGAUGGAAGCUGGGGCCUCGCACCUGCUAGGCAAGCGCUCUACCACUGAGCUGCACCCCAGCCUGCUGCUGCUGUAGUUUCAAUCUCCUUAAUGGUUUACUCUUGAUAAUUCCCUGGAGCAGUUUCAUUAGUUGUUUUUGUUUUUGUUUUUUGCACACCAGAGAUGCCACACCUGCUGUUGGCUUUUUAUUUUUUUACUUGUUCUUUUAACUGUUAAUUGUCUGAAAGAUCCCCCCCUCCUUUUAUUCCUUUUCUUUCCAAGAAUGGUGCUUCUGUGUGAACAGAUGUACAGACAGAUGAAAUAGUCAUGCAGUUUCCUUGUGGCAUUAACUCCAUUUCACAAAGCCCACUGAGUGGUCCGCCUGAGCACACCAAUCCUGAUCGUUUAACCUCCACCCUCAGUCACUGACACCCGCUCGCCUCUUCCAUUCUGCUGUACCCUGUGCUAUGUGUGCACACACACAGAUGUAUGGGUGUGGCCAUGGGCAAAUGCACACACAGGGAUUUAGUCUUCAUUUCAAUUAAUGACAUGCAAGAUUCCACCACCAACUGGGCAUAGUGGUGCACACCUGUAAUCCCAGCACUUGGGAGGCUGAGGCAGGAGGAUUGCUAAG
This is a messenger RNA of Chinchilla lanigera (long-tailed chinchilla), 4896 nucleotides long. RefSeq names its product potassium channel, calcium activated intermediate/small conductance subfamily N alpha, member 3 (gene Kcnn3). The record is from RefSeq and is a predicted model, not a curated record. The coding region runs from base 116 to 2464 and encodes 782 amino acids. The transcript is spliced from 8 exons. Gene Ontology annotation, biological process: potassium ion transmembrane transport. NCBI's taxonomy places the organism in Eukaryota, Metazoa, Chordata, Mammalia, Rodentia, Chinchillidae. Gene Ontology annotation, cellular component: plasma membrane; neuron projection; neuronal cell body. Gene Ontology annotation, molecular function: calmodulin binding; small conductance calcium-activated potassium channel activity.